UCUUUAUUAUUACAAAGACAAGAAGGUUUCCGAGUUUUGUAAUUUCUUCUGUUACAAGUUUUUUUCACGGUGAAAGUGUUCUUCAAUGGCUAAAGACGGACCUAAUUGGGACGGAUUACUUAAGUGGAGUCUCUCUCACGCAGACGGGACUCGACCCACUCGCCAGUUGAGUGAGGAGGAUCGAAAAUGGUUUAUGGAGGCUAUGCAAUCGCAGACUGUAGACGUAGUCAAGCGCAUGAAGGAGAUUACACUAGUUAUGCAAACACCUGAACAAGUUUUGGUGGAUCAUGGAGUUACACCUGAAGAUAUUCAAGAUUUGCUGGAUGAGCUGCAGGAGCAUGUUGAAUCGAUCGAUAUGGCUAAUGAUCUUCAUUCAAUUGGAGGCUUGGUUCCUCUUCUUGGGUUCCUUAAAAACUCUCAUGCUAAUAUUCGGGCAAAAGCUGCUGAUGUCGUUAGCACAAUAGUUCAGAACAAUCCUAGAAGUCAGGAACUACUUAUGGAAACCAAUGGUUUGGAGUCAUUGCUCUCGAAUUUCACUUCGGACACAGAUAUUCACGCUCGGACCCAGGCUCUUGGCGCAAUAUCAUCUUUGAUUCGCCAUAACAAACCAGGAGUAACGGCUUUCAAGCUUGCCAAUGGUUAUGCUGGCCUAAGAGAUGCUUUGGCAUCUGAUAGUGUCAGAUUUCAAAGGAAAGCCUUAAACUUGUUGCAAUAUCUACUGCAAGAGGAUGAUUCAGACCGCAGUAUUGCGACUGGACUCGGAUUCCCCCGAGUGAUGAUGCAUCUCGCCUCUAGUGAUGAUGCUGAGAUCAGAGAAGCCGCUCUUCGUGGAUUGCUUGAGCUUGCAAGAGAGAAAAACGAUGGAAGUAGCAGCAUAGAUAAAAGCGAUGAGAAACUGAGGCAGCUACUAGAAGAACGGAUCAAAGGAAUCAGCUUGAUGUCACAAGAGGAUCUUGAAACGGUUAAAGAAGAGAGACAGCUCGUCGAUUUACUGUGGAGCAUUUGCUACAAUGAACCUUCUUCUCUGAGAGAAAAAGGGCUUCUUGUUCUUCCGGGUGAAGACGAAUUGCCUCCUGAUGUCGCAAGCAAGCUCUUUGAGCCUCCUCUUAGAGCUUCUGCAGCAAACCGUAAUGCUACUGAGAAGAAAGAUGAACCUAUGAAACUACUUGGACCAUAAACGAGAAAUCGAAGCUAAAAGUUUUUGUACUUUUCCUUGUUUUUUAUGUAACUUUUUAAAUUUCCAAUCAUAUAUCAAUGAUCAGUAUUAUGUUGUGGCAAUCUUAAUUUUUGU
Arabidopsis arenosa is the source of this 1291-nucleotide messenger RNA. The record is from the annotation of a GenBank genome assembly. NCBI's taxonomy places the organism in Eukaryota, Viridiplantae, Streptophyta, Magnoliopsida, Brassicales, Brassicaceae.